AUGACGAUACUUUACUACCAAUUAAUGGCUAUCACAAUGGAAAGGAGGGAUCAGAUACAAGAGAGAUUGUGCCUGCAGAAACUAGAACCAACCAACAUGGAUUGGAUGUUGGACACAAUUGCAUGUGAAGUUUGUGUUCCAGAUAGUGGGAAUGCUACUCUUCCACAAGGAAUGCAAACUUGUACCUGCAGUGGCCAUGCCAACAUUUGUCAUAUGCACACAGGAAAAUGUUUCUGUACAACUAAAGGAAUAAAAGGUGAUCAGUGUCAAUUGUGUGAUUCAGAAAAUCGCUAUGUUGGUAAUCCACUUAGAGGAACUUGUUAUUACAGCCUUUUGAUUGACUAUCAGUUUACCUUCAGCUUAUUACAGGAAGAUGAUCGCCACCAUACUGCCAUAAACUUCAUAGCGAACCCAGAACAGUCAAACAAAAAUUUGGAUAUUUCAAUUAAUGCAUCAAACAACUUUAAUCUCAACAUUACAUGGUCAGUUGGUUCAACAGCUGGAACAAUAUCUGGAGAGGAGACUCCUAUAAUGUCCAAGACUAAUAUAAAGGAAUACAGAGAUAGUUUUUCCUAUGAAAAAUUUAACUUUAGAAGCAACCCUAACAUUACAUUCUAUGUGUACGUCAGCAACUUUUCCUGGCCUAUUAAAAUACAGAUUGCAUUUUCACAACACAAUACAAUCAUGGAUCUUGUGCAGUUUUUUGUCACCUUCUUCAGUUGUUUUUUAUCUUUAUUGCUGGUGGCUGCAGUGGUAUGGAAGAUCAAACAAACAUGUUGGGCAUCUCGACGGAGAGAGCAACUGCUUCGAGAACGACAGCAGAUGGCCAGCCGUCCCUUUGCUUCUGUUGAUGUAGCUCUGGAAGUAGGAGCUGAACAAACCGAGUAUCUGCCGGGGCCAGUGGAGGGGGCACCUAAACCAAUAGCCAUUGAACCAUGUGCUGGGAACAGGGCUGCUGUUCUGACGGUGUUUCUUUGCCUGCCGCGAGGGUCUUCAGGCGCCCCUCCUCCUGGACAGUCAGGUCUUGCCAUUGCCAGUGCCCUGAUAGAUAUUUCACAACAGAAGCCUGCAGAUAGUAAAGACAAGACUUCAGGAGUCCGAAAUCGAAAACACCACCUCUCAACACGUCAAGGAACUUGUGUCUGAGAAACAGAAACUGCUCCUGGAUAUUCUGAUAUGUUUGAUUUUGUACGUGACUUCCAUUAAGGCUGGUCUGUGGCCUCAGUUUUUAUGGAGGCAAACCUCUCUAUGGCUCCAGAGCUCAAGUACGGUUCCCUCCAAAUGGGCAAUGACUCGAAUGGCCAGAGAACGUUUGUGACUUUUAUGAAAGUAACAGUACUGAUGGUCAUGGGCGAUAAAGUCACUUUUUACAACUCUCUUAGGCUUAUCAUAGAUAACAUUUAAAUACUCCAGAAAAAGAUGUAUAUUGUUUCUUAAUGCAGAUGAAAAAUAUGUAAUUCCUAUAAACCAAACUGUUUAUAUCCCAAGACUUUAAAGAAAGACGUUUUAUAAUGCCUGACUGAUGAGAAUUGUACAGUUUUUGCCUCAUAAGCAAACUCAAAUCACUUGUAUAUGAACAGGAAAUGAGCAAAUCGCAAUGGCUUUAAAUGUUUUAUCUCACUGUAAAUGUAAAGACAAGAUUUUGAUUUAGCAGGAUAUAAGUAGUAUAUUUAAAUAUUCCACAUGACCAUAUCAUGUCCAAACUCAGUUUGAGAAUGGGACAGCUUCCCAACUAACUGGAAGGCAGAACAAAAUGAGACCAUUUGGAUGGAUGGUAAAUGCAACUUCACAGGAGGUUUUAUUAGAAUUCCGAGUGAAAAGGACAUUCCUGUCAUCCACGCCAACUGCCUCACUCAUUAUCAGAGCUGAUAGUGCAUGGAAAAGCCUGUCCAGCAAUCAAUUUUUCCCCUCCUGCCAAAAAAAAAAAACCCUCCAAAGCCAAACCUGAAGAGAGCUGAAAUGGUUAUUUUACAGUGUGCAAGUUUCAGCUCUGGUAUGGUCAUUUUUUUUUAUUGCUUAGGAAUCAUUGGAUCAGACCUCAAUGAUCCACCUGCAAUUUUUGUAAGAAUAGAUCAGCUUUGGUUGGCCUUCCUCUCCUAGCUGCUAGAUUUUAUCUACCUUUUACAAAUAUUGUGAAAGUAUGGUUGAGGUGACCCCUCCUGAGUUUUCCCACAAUCCAGGGUCCUUCUGGCCAACCAUUCACUUAGACAACAAGUAGAGAAAAACAUUUGUUGGCAGGCAUCUACAGUAUUCUUAUUUCUAACAUGAACUCGUUGGUGUCAAGAGAUAGUUUAAAAAAUAAGUUCAUCAUUGCCCACAGUUAGCAUAUUCUGAAUGAUCCAAACAUCUGAGUUAUGGCAGAAAGGAAAAAUGGUGUAUGAUAGCUUUCACAUUGCAACGUUGGAUUAUUUGUGUCCUAAUUUUGACAAUGGUUCACCAGACUCAGUAGCAUUAACAGAUCUUGUUUGGAAUUAACAGUUUCUUAACUGUAGUCAGGACGACUACAGGAUAUGUGUAAAAAGCAGUGACAGAGAUACCCAAGGCUGCUUUAUACAAUAUAGUUUUGUCCAGUGUGAAAGUCAUUUUGACAUAAUUGAUGUUUGGUUCUCUAUAUGUACUUUUCACGUUCUUUGGAUUUCUGGAGGUAAUGACACUUUACUGUUUACAGCUAAUGCACAGUUACUUGCAUGCUAUGGUUGUGCAGUAGCGGAAUAUGACCCUAUUGUGAUAUUCAGUGUUUAUUUCAUAAUACCAUUUAUACAUAGUCAGCUUAAUUUGAUGAGGAUCGAAUGUAAUAUAUAACAGGAAUGAUCAUACAAUAGAUAGUUGCAUCGUAUAUAAGAUUGCUAGGAUGCAUCUAACCAUGACUCUCACUGUUUGGAUAAUUAGGCAUUUAUGAAUUAUAGUAUAUAUUCCUUAUGUUGGCAUGAUAAUUUUGCUAUUUUCUAUGCAUUAAAAAUAAGACUAAUUCUUAGAGUAAUUUUAUCUAUAGCCUGUGGGUUUUUUGGGAGAGGGGGCGGCAGUGAAGCUGGUUGUUUUUGCCUCCCUGUAAUAUUUUAUCUCUCAAAAAAAAAAAAAAAA
Messenger RNA from Hyaena hyaena (striped hyena), 3081 nucleotides. RefSeq names its product attractin-like protein 1. Gene Ontology annotation, cellular component: Golgi apparatus. Lineage: Eukaryota; Metazoa; Chordata; Mammalia; Carnivora; Hyaenidae. The transcript is spliced from 11 exons. Bases 1 to 1146 code for a protein of 381 amino acids. The record is from RefSeq and is a predicted model, not a curated record.